AGUUUUUUGACUUGCGCACUAGCUGGUAGGGUGUAGCCUGGUCAGAUGUAGCUCCUUUCCUCCAUGGCGCUGCUCAGGAAUCAAUAGCUGAACGAGUGGAAGGAAAGUCGGGAAAAGAGUAAAGAGAGAGAAAGGAAGCGCCUGCUGUUCUGCAUGAUUUUAUUCCCAACUCUGCAGACCUUUUGAGAAGGCGCAGGGAAUCCAGAUCGGAAAGGAAAGUCGUUGGGAAACGAAAGGGUCAGGACGCACGGAGACAAGAAGAAGAAGAAGAAUGCGCUGCGUGGCUCUUGUUUUGAGUUUACUGACUUUGUGCGUGACGCGCGCGCACGCAGCAAUGGACGAGUGCGUGGAUGAGACUGGCCGGCCUCAGCGCUGCAUGCCUGAGUUCGUGAACGCUGCGUUCAACGUGACUGUGGUGGCCACCAACACGUGCGGAUCUCCGCCUGAAGAGUAUUGCGUUCAGACCGGCGUCACCGGAGUCACCAAGUCGUGCCACAUCUGCGAUGCCCAAGAUCCGAGACAGCAUCACAGCGCCGUCUACCUCACUGACUACAACAACCAGGCGGACACCACCUGGUGGCAAAGUCAGACCAUGUUAGCAGGCGUCCAGUAUCCCAACUCCAUCAACUUAACCCUGCACCUAGGAAAGGCCUUCGAUAUCACCUACGUGCGCCUGAAGUUUCACACCAGCCGCCCAGAAAGCUUCGUCUUGUACAAACGCACACGCGAGGAUGGCCCGUGGAUCCCAUACCAAUACUACAGCGGCUCAUGUGAGAAAACCUACAGCAAGCCAAACCGAGGUUUCAUCCGCACCAGCGAGGACGAGCAACAAGCGCUCUGCACAGAUGAGUUCAGCGACAUCUCGCCGCUUACCGGAGGAAACGUGGCCUUCUCUACGCUCGAAGGACGUCCCAGUGCAUACAACUUCGACAGCAGCCCAGUUCUUCAGGACUGGGUGACUGCAACAGACAUCAGAGUAACUCUGAACAGGCUGAACACGUUCGGAGAUGAAGUGUUCAACGACCCCAAGGUCCUCAAGUCGUACUACUACGCUAUUUCCGACUUUGCCGUAGGAGGAAGGUGCAAAUGUAACGGUCAUGCCAGCGAGUGUGUGAAGAACGAGUACAGCAGGCUGGUAUGUAAUUGCAAGCACAACACAGAGGGUGAUGACUGCGAAGUUUGUAAAUCCUUUUAUAACGACCGCCCAUGGAGAAGAGCCACUGCUGAAAACCCCAACGAGUGUCUGCCUUGCAACUGCAACGGCAAAAGCAGUGAAUGCUACUUCGACCCGGCUCUGUACCGUGCCACGGGUCAUGGAGGUCAUUGCCGCAACUGUGCCGACAACACAGACGGACCCAACUGCGAGCACUGCCUGGAUAACUACUACAGAGUGGGUCCAGACCACCGCUGCCUGCCAUGUAGCUGUAACCCUGUUGGCUCUCUGAGCACUCAGUGUGACAACACGGGUCGUUGUAGCUGCAAACCAGGUGUCAUGGGAGAUAAGUGUGACCGCUGCCAGCCCGGAUAUCACUCACUGACCGAAGCAGGCUGCAGCCGCUGCUCCUGUCACCCUUCCGGAAGCACGCAAGAGUGUGAUGUCAAUACAGGACGCUGCCAGUGCAAGGAAAACGUGGAUGGUUUCAGCUGUGACAGGUGUAAACUUGGCUUCUUCAACCUGGACCCCCAGAAUCCUCAGGGAUGCACGCCAUGCUUUUGCUUCCACCAUUCUACUGUGUGUGAGAGUGCAGGAGGAUACAGCAUACACACCAUCACGUCCAACUUUGAUCGAGGAGAUGAAGGCUGGAAGGGUCAGCAGAGAGACGGCUCCAGCGUGCCAGUGCGGUGGUCUCCAAGCUCUCAAGAGAUCUCGCUCAUUUCAGAUGAUUACUUCCCCAUGUACUUUGUGGCUCCAGAGAAAUUUUUGGGGAACCAUGUCCUGAGCUACGGUCAGAACCUGACCCUCAACUUCCGGGUGGAGCGCCGUGACACUCGUCUGUCAGCUGAAGAUGUGGUGCUGGAAGGAGCAGGACAGCGCAUCGCUGUGCCUCUCAUUGCUCAGGGAAACGCUUAUCCCGAUGACCAAAUGAAGACCUUUGUGUUCAGGCUCCAUCACACCCCAGACUCUUCCUGGAGACCAGAGCUGAAACACGCAGACUUCCAGAAGCUUCUUCAUAAUCUUACUUCCAUCAAGAUCCGUGGUACCUACAGCGAGAGAAGUGCUGGAUAUCUGGACAGCGUCUCUUUAGUGACUGCGCGACGAGGACAUGGGAAUCCAGCGCACUGGGUGGAGAAGUGUUCAUGUCCUCCUGGCUACGAGGGUCAGCACUGUGGGAAGUGUGCUCUGGGAUACAGGAGGAGCCGACCAGAACUGGGUCAAUUCAGUCCCUGUGAAACGUGCAACUGCAAUGGCCAUAGUGACACCUGUGACCCUGUAACAGGAAUGUGUAACUGCCAGGACAAUACAGCUGGCAUGAGCUGUGAGAGGUGUAAGGACGGUUUCUAUGGUGAUGCCACAGUGGGUUCAGCUUCCGACUGUAAACCGUGCCCGUGUCCUUCAGGUGCCACUUGUGCAAUCGUGCCAAAAACCAAAGAGGUGGUGUGCACAAACUGUCCGCUUGGCACCACAGGGAAACGUUGCGAGCUGUGUGACGAUGGAUUCUUCGGUGACCCACAGGGCACUAACGGUCAGGUGAGGGCGUGCCGAGCAUGUAACUGUAACAACAACAUUGACCCCAAUGCUGUAGGCAACUGUGACCGUGAUAGUGGCGAGUGCCUCAAAUGCAUCUACGACACAAAUGGCUUCUUCUGUGAUCGCUGCAAAGAAGGCUACUACGGAAACGCCUUGGCUAGCAACCCAGCUGAAAAGUGCAAAGCCUGUGCAUGCUCUCAGUACGGCACAGUGGACAGACAGAAGACCUGCAUGCAGGUAACGGGGCAGUGCGAGUGUCUCCCUCACGUCAUCAAUCGAGACUGCAGCGCCUGUGAGCCUGGCUACUACAACCUGCAGAGUGGAAAAGGCUGCCAACGGUGCAACUGCAACCCUAUUGGCUCCACUAAUGGUCAGUGUGACAUUGUGAGUGGACAGUGUGAGUGUCAGCCUGGGGUCACAGGUCAGCACUGUGAGCGCUGUGAAGUCAACUUCUUUGGCUUCAGCUCGUCUGGAUGCAAACCCUGUGACUGUGACCCUGAGGGUUCCCGGAGUGCUCAGUGCAGAGAUGACGGCCGUUGUGAGUGUCGCCCCGGCUUCGUUGGUAAUCGCUGCGAUAUGUGUGAAGAGAACUACUUCUACAACCGCUCCAUUUCUGGCUGCCAACAAUGUCCCAACUGUUACAGUCUCGUCAGGGACAAGGUGAACCAGCAGAGACAGAAGCUCCAUGAACUACAGAAUCUGAUUGACAACUUGGGCAGCCAGGACACAGUGAGCGACAAAGCUUUCGAAGACCGCCUCAAAGAGGCUGAGAAAACCAUUAUGGAUUUACUGAAGGAGGCUCAGGCCAGCAAAGAGGUGGACAAAGACCUCUUAGAUCGUCUUAAGAACAUUAACGACACGCUGACGACGCAGUGGAACCGGCUGCAGAACAUCAAGAACACUGUGGAAGACACCGGAAACCUGGCGGAUAAGGCACGCAACAGAGUACGUGAGACUGAAAAACUUAUUGAGCGGGCUAGAGAGGAGCUGGACAAGGCGAAGGAUGCCAUCAGCAAAGUGGAUAUCAAAAUUCCCACAACCACUGGAGAUCCAAACAACAUGACACUCCUGGCUGAAGAGGCUCGCAGACUAGCAGAGAAGCAUAAGACAGACGCAGAUCAGAUUGAGAAGAUUGCAAAAGAUGCCAAUGACACAUCGACCAAAGCCUACAACCUGCUGAUGAAGACGCUGGACGGCAAGAACAAGAUCAACAAGGACAUUGAUGACCUGAACAAGAAGUACAAUGAGGCCAAGGACCUGGCGAAGAACCUGGAGAAACAGGCCAAUAAAGUGCGAGCUGAAGCAGAAGAAGCAGGAGACAAGGCUAUGAAGAUCUACGCUAACCUGACCAGCCUGCCUCCAUUUGAUAUCAGCUCAUUAGAGGAUGAAGCCAAUAAAAUAAAGAAGGAGGCAUCGGACCUGGAUAAGCUCAUCGAUAAAACUGAGAGGGAAUACAAUGAUCUAAGAGAAGACUUGAGAGGCAAAGAAAGUGAUGUUCGCAGACUGCUGGAGAAGGGGAAGACUGAGCAACAGACAGCGGAUCAGUUGCUGGCACGGGCAGAUGCAGCCAAGGCCCUGGCAGAAGAGGCAGCAAAGAAAGGCCUAUCCACAUACCAGGAUGCAAAGGACAUUCUCAACAACCUCCGAGACUUCGAUAGGAGAGUAAACGACAACAAGACCACAGCGGAGGAAGCUUUGAAACGUAUCCCACAAAUCAAUGCGACAAUCAACGCUGCCAGUGAGAAGACUCUGCAGGCUGAGGCAGCCCUGGGCAACGCUGCGGCUGACGCUAAACAGGCCAAGUCCAAAGCAGAGGAAGCUGAGAAAAUCGCCAGCGGUGUCCAGAAGGGUUCGGCUAAAGCCAAAGCAGAUGCAGAAAAGGCCUUUGAUGACACGAUGAAACUGGACAACGAGGUGAAGGACUUGAUGAACCAGCUAGGAGACGCCGAGAACGAGCUGAAGAAGAAGAAAGACGAUGCAAUGCAGGACAUGAUGAUGGCUUCGAUGGCAUCAGACAACGCAAAGGAAGCAGAAGAAAACGCCCGCAAAGCCAAAAACUCUGUCCGCACUGUACUCAACGCAAUCACUGCUUUACUCGGCCAGCUAGGCAACAUUGACAAGGUGGAUCUGAGUAAGCUGGACCAGAUCGACAGAUCGCUGAAGGAAGCCAAGGGGAAAAUGGCAGACAGCGAUUUGGACAGGAAGUUGAAGGAGCUGAAUGAUAUGGCCAAGAGCCAGGAGGAUAUGAUUAGCGAUUACGACCGGCAGAUCCGAGAGAUCCGUGCCGACAUUGCCAACCUCAAUGACAUCAAGAACACUCUGCCGGACGGCUGCUUCAACACGCCGUCUCUCGAGCGGCCUUAACGUCUCUCCGCUCCUGCUCUCAUCCCUAACUCUUUGCCCUCUUCUUGUCUCUACCACACCUGUCGCCAUGUAACAUUUGGGGCAAGAUGCCAUCUUUUACCAAAAUCUUUUUUUUUUCCCCCAGCUGUAUUUUCCAUUUUUCCAUCAGUGAAGCCACUUUUUUUUUUUAAUCAAACCCAACAAUUCACAGACAAUACUACUUUUUACUACCAGAUAUGUAAUCAUACUACUGUGUGAAAAGGACAGGCUUGGAGAGGUGGCUUCUCGAGUUGUGUGACCGCACCACCUCCAGAACUUUUAUUCCUCCUCCAUCCUGCCUUCAAUCCCAGUGCCAUGAAGCGGUCACAUCAACUUGCUUGUUGUGAUUUAUUAUUGUUGUUAUUAUUAUUAUUAUUAUUUUAUUUUUAUUUUUUUAAAGCUACUAUCCAACACAUUACUUUAUAACUCCAACUAUUUACAGCUGGUUCAGAAAACGGACAGUGAAGGAAUCUUAUUUGCUGUUUUCUUUGUACUCUGAGUCUCUUCUCUUAGUCUCUCUCUCUCUCUCUCUCUCAUGUGCUUGCGUGCUCUGAAAGUUAGACACCAGCUAUCAGUGAUCGUGCAGAGAGAGUUAGUAAUACACACUACAGUACAGUAUUCAGCUCGGCUCAUCUCUUGUCUCAUGAGCAUAACUGCAAACAGUGAUGCACAAAUGCCUUAUAGAUUCACACUUCAUAUCCAGUUCACAUUCAGCUCAGUGGUCUAAACUCAUUUCGUGUACUUAUUUUAACGCUUCAACGUCAUCGUUUUCUAUAAAACGAUGCUGCUGCUUACUUACAGGUGUACUGCGGAUCACAUGUUCACGUUUUUAUUUUCAAGGCAAAAAUUCAACACUAUGCAACUUUGUACAUUUGCGUAGAAAGACUUAUCUGAUACACUGGUGCUAAUAAUUAUUUCAAAUGUUAUAUUUUUGUGUGAAUGUUUUUUAAUUAUUAUUAUUAUUAUGAUAUAGAGUGAGGAUUUUUUUUCCCUUUUUUUGUUUUGUGUAAAUAUAUUCUUAAAUGUUUCAGGAAUGGCUGAGUUUUAAAACUACACCGCCAGCUGUAGGUUAUUUCACAAGAGAAAAUCAGCUAAAAUCUCCACUUCUAUAAUAUAUAAAUCUUUAUACAAGUCCUGUGGUAUAAUAUGCUUGCUUGUAUACAUGGCUAAUUUUUUUGUUGCCUCAUAGCGCUGCCAUUUAUUUUAAUUGUGUUUAAUUCUCAGCAGGUGGUUAAUAAAUAAAAAAAAUAUAAUGCUUUUGUAAGGAGAACACUCCCUGAACUAAAACUGCUUAAAUGUGUCCAAUAUGUCUAACAUUUCAAAAAGUAUUUUGACAGCAAGCUGGUCAUGUGACUAGUUUAGCAGACAUGAUGGUGUCUUGUGCCUUUACUGCUGGAGAUCAUCAGCCCACCCAAUUCAAGAUUUAUAUACUUUUUUUUUUAAACUAAGGAUGCAAUCAGAAAUUGUGCACACACUACGCGAUUCUUGUUGUUGCUAGUUUUAAAGAAGCAGGAAGAAUAUGAAGCACUCCACUAUAACUUCUCAGAGAAAUUAUUAUUCAUUUUUGCAUCAUUACUGGUCACAAGUCUGUAAUGGCUUUGACACUCCUACUUUAUGUAUGAAAUUAUCCAGAACACUUUCUCGAAACCUCUUGCCUUACCAAUGUGGACACGAGUGCAACGUACACAAUUAUGUAUGCAGCAGUGUUUAUGAUUUUUCAUGUAACAAGUAUUUUUAAGCUCUUCAGUAUGUGGGUGUGUGUUGCACAGUCUUCAAGUUGGUUUUAAGCUCCUGCUCUGUUUCCUCUGUUGAUCAAGACACUUUUCACACACACACUUGAAAGGGCCUGAGAAACUCCAGCUUGUCACCCAUUUGCCUGUUCAAUAAAAUUAUAACAUUUGAAUAAUAAACAGUGGUUAUUUCCGGACCUGAUAA
Neoarius graeffei (lesser salmon catfish) is the source of this 7006-nucleotide messenger RNA. It is a transcript of the gene lamc1, whose product is annotated as laminin, gamma 1. The coding region runs from base 272 to 5053 and encodes 1593 amino acids. Lineage: Eukaryota; Metazoa; Chordata; Actinopteri; Siluriformes; Ariidae. The record is from RefSeq and is a predicted model, not a curated record. Gene Ontology annotation, molecular function: extracellular matrix structural constituent. The transcript has 28 exons.